Messenger RNA from Closterium sp. NIES-65, 1245 nucleotides. Lineage: Eukaryota; Viridiplantae; Streptophyta; Zygnematophyceae; Desmidiales; Closteriaceae. The record is from the annotation of a GenBank genome assembly.
AUGGCUACCCCUAGUGUCCUAGCUUUUGACGCUGAGGGUCGCGCCAUUGAUUUUGAGGUCUGGUUAGACGACCUGCAGCUGUUCUUACAGUGCGACAGAGCAGACGGCCUUUCUCUCUUUGACCUCACCUCUGGCGCCUCUCCUGCUCCUGCUGCUGAUGCUGAUCCCACUGUCCGCUCUCAGUGGGCCACCCGCGAUGCUGCUGCACGUCUUGCUGUGCGUCGCCACCUCCCUACCUCUGAGCGUGCGCACUUUAGUCAGUACAAGAGUGCUCAGACCUUGUACGACGCUGUAGUUGCGCGCUACUCCUCCCCUGCCACUGCUGCACUGAGCCGUCUCAUGCUUCCCUACCUCUUUCCUGACCUCUCUGCCUUUCCCACUGUCGCUGACCUCAUUACGCACCUCCGCACUAGUGACACUCGCUACCGCGCCGCCCUUCAUGCUGAGGACCACUUUCUCGCAGUCUGUCCCACCACCCUCACCGUCGACCUCCUCGAGAAGGCCCUCCUCGCAGCGGAGAAGAGCAUAGUCGCUGUAGGUGCUUCUCGUGGUGACCCUCGCACCCCCAUCUUUGAGGGGUGCUCUCCUUCCCCCUUGCUGCCCUCUGUUGCCUCUGCUGCUGCUGCCGACCUGCUUGGUCUUGAGUCGGUCGGCGCGGCGUCUGCCCCUAGUGGGAGACGUCGCUCUAGCAAGGGCAAGGGGGGCAAGGGCGCGGGUGGAGCUGGAGGGGGCGGUGGCGGUGGCGGCGGAGGCGGCGGAGGGAGUGGGGGUGGCGGCGGGAGUAGUGGCGGGGGUGGUGGUGGUGGUGGCAGCAGCGGCGGAGACGGUGGUGGUGGUGGCAGCGGUGGUGGAGGUGGCAGCGGCGGAGGUGGAGGCGGCGGAGGUGGAGGCGGUGGAGGCGGCAGCGGAGGAGGCGGUGGUGGUGGAGGGGGCGGAGCUGGUCGGGGUGGUACCCAGCAGCGUAGCGGCGGUGGUGGUGGCCAGCGCUCGCAGCGGCAGCAGCAGCAGCGCUCGCGGGACAUCCCUCCGCCUCAGCAGCUUCGUGAGUGGUACACUGGGCGUCAGAGGGGUGGGGGUACUGGUCCCUACACCUACGUUCUUCGUUCCGGCGACCGCGCGGGUGAGCAGUGUGGGGGUGCCCACUCCACUCAGCGCUGCUUUGGCCGCCUGCAGACGCUUGGCGUCAGCAGUUCCCCGGGGCUAGUGAGAUCCCUCGCUGGGAUGAGCUUCUUAGGGCUGGUGUAG